Messenger RNA from Oreochromis aureus, 1686 nucleotides. Its product is annotated as histone H3. The coding region runs from base 773 to 1183 and encodes 136 amino acids. The record is from RefSeq and is a predicted model, not a curated record. Gene Ontology annotation, molecular function: structural constituent of chromatin; protein heterodimerization activity; DNA binding. Gene Ontology annotation, cellular component: nucleosome. Lineage: Eukaryota; Metazoa; Chordata; Actinopteri; Cichliformes; Cichlidae. The transcript has a single exon.
UUCUGGCUUUACUGAGCUGAUUGGUCUAACUUAACUGCAGCACAAUGAGCUGUCAGGAGGGCUUUUAGUUUUGUUUGUUUUUUCUUUUAGUGGAGGUGUCCAAUUUCACAGCCGCUCACUUCCGGCCUACGAAGGACCCGGCCCAUGAAGACCAUCCUGCUGAGGCUGGUCCUCAGGAGAAUGCAAUCUCUAAAUUUGGACACCCCCAGUGACUGGUUUUACACGUCCAUAAGUCUUUUCAUAUCAGCCAAAACAUUAAAUGAAAAUUUAAACUGGGCUUAAUCAAGUAAAAGACACACAAUACCUCGUGAGUUCAGUUAAAUUGAAAAUAAAAUAAAAUAUGCUCUAAAAUCUUCAAUCUUAAAAGAUAAAGUCUGAGUAAAAAAUAUGUUUUAUUUGGUUAUAUUUUUUAAAUGUAUGCACUAAUUUUAUAUCUUUUGUGUUCACAGGCUGUAGUAGCUUUUUUGUCUGCAGACAAUUUAAUGGUGUCAGGAAAAUGAAUGAUUUGAUAAAAGUUGUUUGCCAUUAAGCUCUGCGUUUUUGGGGUGUGUUUCGUUCAGCUCUGGUUUGAAUCACUGCUCUUAAUCUAUCGCUUCACUUCCUUAUCGGGACUUUUGAUUUUCCCGCUUCAACAGACGAGCCGUUGAUCACGCGCACAGAUUGGACCAAUUAGCGCUGCCCACACGCCGGCGCUGGCUUUAUAAGAGUGGUGACGGCAAGCUCAAACUCACAACUCGUUUCCCUGAAGAAAGCAAUCUGAUAGUCACUAAACAUGGCUAGAACGAAGCAGACAGCACGUAAAUCCACUGGAGGAAAGGCUCCCAGAAAGCAGCUAGCUACCAAGGCUGCCCGUAAGAGCGCCCCAGCCACCGGUGGCGUGAAGAAGCCUCACCGCUACAGGCCCGGUACUGUGGCUCUGAGGGAGAUCCGCCGUUACCAAAAAUCUACCGAGUUGCUGAUCCGCAAGCUACCUUUCCAGCGCCUGGUCCGGGAGAUUGCUCAGGACUUUAAAACCGACCUGCGCUUCCAGAGCUCCGCCGUUAUGGCUCUGCAGGAGGCAAGUGAGGCGUACCUGGUCGGUCUAUUCGAGGACACCAACCUGUGCGCCAUCCACGCCAAAAGAGUCACUAUCAUGCCCAAAGAUAUCCAGCUGGCCCGCCGCAUUCGCGGAGAGAGGGCUUGAGCUGAUCUGAGAUCAGUUUCUACACAACAACGGCUCUUUUAAGAGCCACACACACAUCUGAAGAGCUAAAUCUGUCACAUUUAUCAAAGUCAAUAAUCACUGAUUAUGAGAAUCUUAAAUUCUGUGUUAUAAACUGUUCGUGAGAGAGCACGGGAAAAUACUGUCUGCUGCUAUUGCAUGCAAGACCUCUAAUAAUUUGUAAUUAUUGGCCUUAGUUUAAGAAAGUAUAGGGACUGUACUUUAGGUAUGAACUUUUUAGGGUACUGUGGCAUAUUUUUCUUAUAUUUGACUGUGUGCUAAAAGAACAUCAUUAAAAUUGCAUAGUGCUGUAAAUAACCUUAUACUAAAUUUUGUUAAAUUACAAUAAACACUUUAAAUUAAACCCAGAAUAGUUAUUUCGGAUGUUAAAAGGUUUCAUCCUCACAGUGAAACACUUUGGUAGGACACUGACAAUAUUAAAUUAGAAUCAAAACUAUGCAGUAAAGUAUUUGUCAUUUUCGACG